AUGAAAGGUUUCGUCCAGAUUGCCGUCACGGCUGCGCUCGUGGCCGGCGCCUCCGCCGACAUGGCCCACCAGCGUCACCAGCACAUGCACCGCCACCGCGCCAUGAACGUCGAGAAGCGUGAGGCCGCUGUCGAGGUCCCCGCCCAAGUCGAGAAGCGCGCCGCCGCCGUCGCCACCGUCGUCGACCCCGUCGAGACCAAGUACGUCUACUCGGACGGCGAGGCCGUCAACGCCGCCGAGGCCAAGGCCUGCAUCCAGAACGGCGAGUGCGUGGUGGUCGGCACGUCCACGCCCAAGGCCCCCCCCAAGCCCAAGCCCACCAAGCAGGCCGCUGAGUUCUUUGAGAGCAAGGCCUCGAGCACCAAGACCACGUCGUCGUCGACGUCGUCGUCCACCUCGACCUCGACCACCUCGUCCUCGACCUCGACGUCCACGUCGACCACCUCGUCGUCCACGUCCACCUCGUCGACCUCGUCGGCUGCGCCGGCCAGCAACAGCAACGUCACCGCCGCCGGCUCUGGCUCGACCUCCGAGUUCCCCAGCGGCAAGAUCCCUUGCUCGCACUUCCCCUCCGACUACGGCGCGGUCGCGCUCGACUGGAUCGGCCUCGACGGCUGGGCCUCCAUCCAGACCACGGGCUCCUGGACGCCCGGCACCCUGAUCUCCGACAUUGUCGAGCCCAUCAGCGGCGGCUGUGUUCCGGGGUCCUUCUGCUCGUACGCCUGCGCGGCCGGCCAGACCAAGACGCAGUGGCCCACCACGUCGCAGGGCGCCACCGGCCAGUCCAUUGGCGGCCUCUGGUGCAAUGCCAACGGCUUCCUGGAGCUGACCAACGACAACUUCAACACGCUGUGCAUGGACGGCCUCGGCGGCAUCAGCGUCGUCAACGAGCUCUCGGACGUGGCCUGCGUCUGCGGCACCAACUACCCCGGCAACGAGAUGAUGAACAUCCCCCUGGUCACGGAGCCCGGCAACACCUACACCCUGACCAACCUCAACGCCAAGGUCGCCUACCAGUGGCAGGGCAAGUACACCAGCGGCCAGUUCUACGUCAACAACGCCGGCGUGAGUGUCGAGCAGGCCUGCGUCUGGAACAGCCCCGACUACCCCAACUCGGCCGGCAACUGGGCCCCCGUCAACAUUGGCGCCGGCACCGACGUCAACGGCAUCACCUACCUGUCCAUCUUCCCCAACACGCCCACCUCGACGGCCCAGCUCAACUUUGACAUUGAGAUCACCGGCGACAUCACCGCCCCCUGCUACAUCAAGGGCGGCUCCUACUACGGCGGCUCCAACGGCUGCACCACGGCUCUGCAGUCGGGCGGCGCGGCCAAGAUUGUCUUUAAGGCCUCUGGCAGCUCGUAA
Molecule: messenger RNA, 1365 nt
Organism: Sporothrix schenckii 1099-18
Lineage: Eukaryota; Fungi; Ascomycota; Sordariomycetes; Ophiostomatales; Ophiostomataceae
Product: SUN domain protein (Uth1)
Exons: 1
Coding region: 1-1365 (454 amino acids)
Biological process (GO): fungal-type cell wall organization
Cellular component (GO): cell surface; fungal-type cell wall
Source: RefSeq, a predicted model, not a curated record